Messenger RNA from Haemonchus placei, 514 nucleotides. The record is from the annotation of a GenBank genome assembly. Lineage: Eukaryota; Metazoa; Nematoda; Chromadorea; Rhabditida; Trichostrongylidae.
AUGAAAUUUACAACUAAAUAAAAAAAAUUGAUUCUCUUCAUUUCAAAUUCACAUUCAGAUCUCAAAGAAAGAGAUUGAUUUGCUGAAGAAGGCCUUGGAUAAGGAAACUGGGUCAGCUGUUAUUUCUGGUGUUGCCGAAAAUGCUGAUCCUAGUACAGCUGUUCGCUUUCCUCUGAUGCUGAUGUUAUUAAGAAAAUUUUACUGUUUCUCUCAAUUUAAUGUAUACCUAUCUCUUUCUUUUGCAUGGAGGCAACUACUUUCUCAUGCAUCCAUGUUGAAACACUUUUCUAUUAAGGGUAUUUAUAUUAGGCCGUCGUUAACUAAGGCUGAACGUGAUUGUUUAUGGGCCUUAAGAGCUACUAGGCCUAAUGCUGUAAAUCCCAAUCCUCCAAUUGUUCAAAAAUCGUAUGCCACUCCUACUGAUGAUCAUUCCGUCAAUAUUUCCUCUCCAUCCGAAGAUGUUCCGAGUAAUGUUAUUGCUUCAGAUGAUAAUCAAACUUCGUUAAACAAUUAA